AUGCCAAUGAAGAUUGCCUAUUGCAAAUAGCUACAACAAUAGUUUGUUGUCGAAGUUUACAGAUUGCAAUCGUUGGAGUUGCCAGAAAUCUAAGAAUAAAAAUUUUAAAUGAGGCAAUGUGUGUUUGCUGUGCUAUUAUCCGGUAAAUAUUUUUAAGAAAUAUACAAUAAUUGAGAAGCAAAUUAAGUACUGUAUUAGAUACAACAACUUUAAAUGUUUAUAUUAAUGAAUAAGUGUAGCAUUUAUCAAAAGUGAAAACCUUCAUUAUUUAAUUAAUUUACGUACGCUCACUAAUGCGGUUGGCGUCAUUGUCUUAAGUAGUGGUAAGCCAGCUUAAAAAAAUUCGCACAUUGUUUUGGCGGGAGCAAAGUUUGCAACUUAAUAUCUGACUGAUAUUUGAACAAUGGUAGAUCGUAGUGACAAUGCGGAAUCUUUUGAUGACGCCGUUGAAGAGCGUGUCAUCAACGAGGAGUACAAAAUAUGGAAAAAAAAUACGCCAUUCCUUUAUGAUUUAGUAAUGACUCAUGCCCUGGAAUGGCCUUCGCUGACGGCUCAAUGGUUGCCCGACGUCACUAAGCAAGAAGGUAAAGAUUAUUCAGUGCAUCGAUUAAUUUUGGGUACUCACACAUCGGACGAGCAAAAUCAUUUAUUAAUUGCCAGUGUGCAGUUGCCCAGUGAAGAUGCUCAAUUCGAUGGAUCGCACUAUGACAAUGAAAAGGGAGAAUUUGGCGGUUUCGGUUCGGUGAGCGGUAAAAUUGAAAUUGAAAUAAAAAUCAACCAUGAAGGCGAAGUCAAUCGUGCCCGCUAUAUGCCUCAAAACGCCUGUGUAAUAGCCACAAAAACACCGUCAAGCGAUGUGCUGGUCUUCGAUUACACAAAGCAUCCUAGCAAGCCAGAACCAUCAGGGGAAUGUCAACCUGACUUACGUUUACGUGGUCAUCAAAAAGAAGGUUACGGCUUAUCAUGGAAUCCCAAUUUGAAUGGUUAUCUGUUGUCUGCUUCAGACGAUCAUACCAUAUGUUUGUGGGACAUUAACGCCACACCUAAAGAACAUCGUGUUAUCGACGCUAAAAAUAUUUUCACUGGUCAUACGGCUGUGGUUGAGGACGUAGCCUGGCACUUGCUGCAUGAAUCCUUGUUUGGCUCAGUAGCCGAUGAUCAAAAGCUGAUGAUAUGGGAUACGCGUAAUAAUAACACUUCAAAACCUUCGCAUACUGUGGAUGCUCAUACAGCGGAAGUCAAUUGCCUUAGUUUCAACCCUUACUCGGAGUUCAUAUUGGCUACUGGAUCGGCGGAUAAAACUGUGGCUUUAUGGGAUUUACGUAACCUUAAGCUCAAACUACAUUCUUUUGAGUCACACAAAGAUGAAAUUUUCCAAGUGCAAUGGUCACCCCAUAACGAGACAAUUUUAGCUUCAUCUGGUACCGAUCGCCGCUUACAUGUGUGGGAUUUAUCGAAAAUUGGGGAAGAACAAAGUGCAGAAGACGCUGAGGAUGGUCCGCCAGAAUUGCUGUUCAUACAUGGCGGUCAUACAGCUAAGAUAUCCGAUUUCUCAUGGAAUCCAAAUGAGCCUUGGAUUAUAUGUUCUGUUUCUGAAGAUAACAUUAUGCAGGUUUGGCAAAUGGCUGAAAACGUAUAUAAUGAUGAAGAGCCGGAUAUACCAGUAACCGAAUUGGAAGGCGGUGCAGUUUAAACAUACAAUUAUCAUUUUCAUUAACAACUGAGCAAAAA
Molecule: messenger RNA, 1731 nt
Organism: Glossina fuscipes
Lineage: Eukaryota; Metazoa; Arthropoda; Insecta; Diptera; Glossinidae
Gene: Caf1-55
Product: chromatin assembly factor 1 p55 subunit
Exons: 3
Coding region: 404-1693 (429 amino acids)
Biological process (GO): regulation of gene expression
Cellular component (GO): ESC/E(Z) complex; NuRD complex; nucleus
Molecular function (GO): histone binding
Source: RefSeq, a predicted model, not a curated record